Molecule: messenger RNA, 4653 nt
Organism: Stomoxys calcitrans (stable fly)
Lineage: Eukaryota; Metazoa; Arthropoda; Insecta; Diptera; Muscidae
Exons: 1
Coding region: 1-4653 (1550 amino acids)
Biological process (GO): DNA integration
Molecular function (GO): nucleic acid binding
Source: RefSeq, a predicted model, not a curated record
AUGGUUCGUCAGCAGUUAUACAAGCGUCAAAAUGAGAUUGGUGAAUAUAUCAUCAAUUUGAAGCAAAGCUGCCUUAAGGAAACCGCAAGAAGUGUGGCUAAGGAAACCUGCAAAGCCCAGUUGGGGCAAGUUUGGCAGGAAUUCAAAAAUAACCACACGAAGUUAACCGAAUUGGGUAUCACCGAGGAACCGUACUUUAAAAACAAGUAUUAUGAGAAGGUGAACUCAUUGGUGGAGGAAAUCUGUGCAGCCCUAGAGACGAACGAGGAUGCAGCCAGCCAAUUGGAAACUGGAAAAACUGAAUCGUCGGGGUUGAAAUUACAACAAAUCCAACCGCAGGAAAAUGGGGAGUCCAAAAAUGAGAAGGAAAGAAUAGCGGGAAAAAGGAAGGAAAGAAUAAGAAAACUUAUUCGAAAGUUAGUAGGAGAACUACUAGAGUUGGAACAACUCAAUAUUAAAGUCUUGCUGGAAGAAGCAAAAAGAUCAUGGGAAACACAGAUGAAUCAAAUUAAUGAUCUAUUAUGGGAACUCACUAUCAACCAUGAGGGGUCUUACGAAGACAUCACUAAAGAAGUUGAUGAAGUAGAAAACCUCUACAAAAGAAGUAAAACAACGCUGAUCUUAAGAUUGGACAAAUGUAAGGAGGAGAGAUGUCCUAUAAAACUAGCGGAGAUAAAAAUACCGGACUUCUACGGUAACGUGGAAGAAUGGCCAUCUUUCCAUGAUUUAUACAAGAAGCUCGUACAUGAUGCCGAGAGCUUAUCGGACGUUGAGAAAAUGUUUUAUCUGAAAGCUCAUAUUAAAGGAGAAGCGUCAAAAGUAAUUAAACAUUUACCGGCAGAUGGAAGCAAUUACCAGCCAGCGUGGGAGAUACUAAAUCAACGCUUUGGAAAUAAAAGAAUUUUGUUUCAAACGAUACUAGACCGAUUGUUAGAUCAACCCCAUGUGUGUAGUGAGAACGCUAAACAAGUAAAAGGAUUACUUGAUACAACAAUUGAAUGCGUCCAAGGGUUAAAAGCAAUGAAAUGCAACAUCGAGGAUGCUGUAAUGGCGCGUGUAAUCAUCCGUAAGCUAGACAAAGAAGGUUUAUUAUUAUACGAGCAGCAUACAAAGAAAUCGAAAGAAAUUCAGGAGCUUAAAGAUGUUUUGGAGUUCUUGGAGGAACGAUAUCAAAAUUUGGAGGCAGCAGGUACAAAGAAGUACAGCAGCAAUUACAAUCAUCGGCAACAGCAGCCUAUGAAAAGUACGACACUCUAUACGGAUAAAAGUGCGUGUCUAUACUGUAGAAAACAAGGACACUUAACGGAAGAAUGUCGAAGUCUGUUGAGAUUGCCAGUGGCGGAACGAGUAUCAUGGGUUAAAACAAAAAAUAUAUGCCAUAGAUGCUUGAACCACAAUCAGAAUGCAAGAUGCGAUAGUACCAUCAAAUGUGGAACCUGUGGGUUUAAACAUCAUUCGGUACUCCAUCUAACUAAGACAUCCACUACAUGUGUUGCUAACGGGACAAGGAGUGUCCUACUGGCAACGGCUCAGGUGCAGGUCAAGAAUAUACAUGGAGAGAUGGUUACCUUGAAAGCUUUGGUGGACCAAGGAUCACAGUCAACGUUUUUAAGGGAAGAAGCAGCACAGAUACUUCAAAUCCCUCGAGAAAAGGCCAAUAUGGAAUUGCAUGGACUAGGUGACAAUUUGGUGGGAGUUGCAAAAUCAAAAGUAAAAGUUAGGAUCCAUCCGAGAUUUCCCAGCAACUAUUCACUCGAUGUCGAAGCUCUUAUUUUACCAGCGUUAGCUUCCGUCCAUUUGGAUUCUUCGUUAGUACACAACCAGGGUGUAUGGAAAAACUUUCAAUUGGCUGAUCCAAACUACUACAAGAACGAGAGGAUAGAUAUGGUGCUUGGCGGAGAUGUGUAUGUGGACAUACUAAAGAACGGAAUACAUAAGAAGCAUGGAAUGUUGGGGCAACAUACCAAGCCGGGAUUAAUGUUGUCCGGCCCAUUAACGAUUCGAGUCCCAGUAGCGAAAAAAGGUGUCAAUGUCACUACAGAGAUUGAAAGAUUUUGGGAAACUGAAGAGUUGGAUAUGGACAUGGUUACAAACGAUGACGAAAAAUGUUUGGAUAAUUAUGCUGCUACAACGAAAAGAAAUGAAGAAGGGCGGUUUAUAGUUCAAAUCCCCUUCAAAGAAGAUAAAGAGCUGGGAACAUCGUAUAAACAGGCAGCAGCCAGACUCAUUAGCCUGGAGAAAAAGCUCAUCAAGGAUAAUGCUAUGAAGCAUGAAUACUCAAGAAUUAUGGAAGAAUAUAUUGGGGGGGCACUGGGGCACAUGAAGCCAGUGAAACAGAUUCAUAGCGGUAAAUAUUAUUUACCACAUCAAGCGGUUGUUCGAGAGGACAGUCUGACUACGAAAGUCAGAGUGGUUUUCGACGGUUCCGCGAGUACAAAUAAUGGAAGAAGUCUGAACGACAUAAUGCAUGUCGGGCCACGGUUGCAGAGAGACGUCUUCGACAUACUACUCAACUUUCGUUUAAAAAGGUUCGUGAUUUCUUCAGAUGUUGAAAAAAUGUACCGCCAAAUAAUGGUGGAUGAGGAGAGCCAGCGGUAUCAACAUGUUCUGUGGCGGAAAGAUAGGAAUGAGGAAAUCAAAGAAUAUCAGCUGACAACAGUGACAUUCGGAACAGCAAGUGCCCCGUUCUUGGCCGUAAGAACCUUAAUGCAGAUUGCGAAAGAAUGCGCGGAUACGAAGGUGAAGCAAAUAAUUGAAGAAGAUUUUUAUAUGGAUGAUCUUCUUACGGGGGCAGACACAAUAGAAGAGUGUCUCCAGUUUCGAUUCAAAAUAUCAAGGCACUUAGAGGGUUAUGGAUUCCAUCUCAGAAAAUGGUGUUCAAACAAUGAACACAUUGUGAAAUCAUCGAAAGAAGACAAGGAGAACGAAAUAAUAAACAUCAAUGAAACCACUAAUGUAAAAACCCUGGGACUUCAGUGGAAACCGAAGGAAGACGAAUUUCGAUUUAAAAUAUCGGAAUACCCAGCGGAGAGUACAACAAAGAGGCUGGCUUUAUCAUAUCUAGCAAAAAUAUUUGAUCAGCUUGGGUUGCUGACACCAGUCAUAAUAACGGCGAAGUUGUUUAUUCAGAGUUUAUGGUUGCUAGAGAUGCAAUGGGACCAGAAAAUCGAUGGAGAUUUGGAGAUCAGCUGGAAAGAAUUCGUGACACGUAUUUCGUCUCUACAAGACGUUAAGAUACCUAGAUGGCUAAACUCUUCAUCCGAAAGUAAAAUUAAAAUUUUGGGAUUUGCGGAUGCAUCAGAGAAGGCCUAUGCAGCAGUGGUUUAUAUUAAAACCGAUAAAGGAGUUUCCUUGAUGGCUGCAAAAAGCAAAGUAAACCCGAUUAAAAACAAAAAGACGCUUCCGAAAUUAGAGCUGUGUGCAGCCUUCCUAUUGGCCAGGCUGCUAAAUAGAAUAAUUAGUGUGGUCAAAGCCGAAUCGGAAGUUUAUGCCUGGAGUGACUCCACAAUUACACUUGCUUGGAUUGAAAAUAACAAGAGCAAAGAUAAAUUUAUAAGGUCACGAGUAACCGGCAUAAAAAAUUUGGUAUCUCAGGCGCAGUGGCGGUAUGUAAAGUCAAAAGAGAAUCCAGCAGACUUGGGGUCAAGAGGCGUGUCCCCAGAUAAACUUGUAGACUCAAAGCUAUGGUGGGAAGGUCCCCAGUGGCUGCUGUUGCCGGAGGCGGAAUGGUCUCUAACCCCUCCAGAAUUGAAGACAUGCGCUUCCACGGCUUCCAAGGAAGCACCUACCUUAUUGAACGAUUUGAUAGAAAGGUAUUCAUCAUAUGGAAGACUUCUAAGAGUUUACUCUUACAUCUUGCGGUUUGUUGAAAAACUGAAGGGAACCCGAUCCUUCCCGUCAUAUCUAACGAGAGAGGAGUUGUUAAAGGCGGAGAAAUACAUCGUUAAAGGUCAUCAGAAGAUAGAAUGGCCAAGUGAGGUACAAAAACUAAGAGAUAACAGACAGAUGGAUCAUCGACACAAGCUGGCUAAUUUGCACCCGUACCUAGACGAAGAGGGGGUUUUAAGAGUUGGAGGUCGACUUCAGUACUCUGAUUUGCAGCUAGAUCAAAAACAUCCUAUGAUCAUUCGAAAAUCACGGCUGGCCUAUUUAAUUAUACGAGACACCCAUUACAAGACGAUGCACGGAGGAAAUCGCCUAGUAGAAUGUACCGUGAGACGAAAAUUCUGGAUAAUUAAUGUGAAAAACUGUAUAAAAAAGGUUAUACGAAGCUGUCCGGUGUGCAUCCGUUAUAGGCAACAAAACACGCAGCAACUAAUGGGAAUUCUUCCAGACUAUCGUGUCAAAGUUUCAUUUCCAUUUUAUCACUGCGGAGUCGAUUAUGCAGGACCGGUUUCGAUGAAGUUUUCAAGUGGUAGAGGACAAAGGUCAUUUAAAGGAUACAUAGCUGUGUUUAUUUGUAUGACCACAAGAGCGAUUCAUUUGGAGGCGGUCAGUGGCCUUACUACCGAUGCAUUCAUGGCAACCCUUAAACGGUUUUUUGCAAGAAGAGGAAAAAGUGCACAUAUAUAUUCGGAUAAUGGCACUAAUUUCGUUGGAGCAGCCGGUCGUCUGGAAAAGGAGUUUCAGAAAGCCGUUAAGCCUCCAGUCUAG